ACGGUCUUUCACUCUGACCAAAUGUCAUUUGGGAGACCACCAUCCAUAAACGUCGGGUUCAAAACUUCUCCUCCAGACCGUGGCUCCUUUCCUCUUGAUCACGAUGGCGAAUGCAGGGAUGCCAUGUUGUCAUACAUGGCAUGCUUGAAGAAGAACUCCAGUACUUCCAGCCCAUGUCGAGACCUGAGCAAGCAUUACCUCGAGUGCCGAAUGAAAAAUGGGUUGAUGGAACGCGACGAAUGGAGGAACCUUGGACUCGCCAAUGUGGAUAAAAAGAGUACAACUGCUAGCACGACAUCAAGUACAGAUGAAAGCAAUAGAAAAUGACCACUUGAUGAUUGAGGGGUAGACAAAAUAGAAUAAGCCGUUUGCUAGACACAUUCAGCAAUGCUUUAUUCUGGUCUCGUUCCUUUAUGUGAAUUAUCGCAUAUCAUGACUCUCAUCUAAUCUCAUUGCUACGGUCCGAUGAGCAACUUAUGCCGCUCGUA
Serpula lacrymans var. lacrymans S7.9 is the source of this 488-nucleotide messenger RNA. RefSeq lists its product as uncharacterized. Gene Ontology annotation, cellular component: mitochondrial intermembrane space. Bases 22 to 327 code for a protein of 101 amino acids. The record is from RefSeq and is a predicted model, not a curated record. The transcript is spliced from 4 exons. NCBI's taxonomy places the organism in Eukaryota, Fungi, Basidiomycota, Agaricomycetes, Boletales, Serpulaceae. Gene Ontology annotation, biological process: mitochondrial respiratory chain complex IV assembly.